This is a messenger RNA of Tilletiopsis washingtonensis, 1631 nucleotides long. RefSeq lists its product as hypothetical. The record is from RefSeq and is a predicted model, not a curated record. Lineage: Eukaryota; Fungi; Basidiomycota; Exobasidiomycetes; Entylomatales. The transcript has a single exon. Bases 200 to 1507 code for a protein of 435 amino acids.
CUCCCAAUCUUCGGCCCGGUCUUCUCUCUCCCGCUCGCGACUUCACUCCGCUGCACGCUGGCUCGUGUACGCCCAUCUUCGACCCGUCACUUCAUCGCCUCCAACUCGCUCGCUGCUCCUCGGUCCCUCUCCGGCCCGCGCUCCAAGCGCCCACUACCGCCUCGUCAGGCCCCUACUCUUCUUUCACCGACCAACCAACAUGGUCUACCUCCGCGCACUCCUUGUCGGCGCGCUGCUCGGCGCCCACGCUGCCGCCGGUGCCUCACUGCCAGUCAGCGACAGCGCCCCCCUGCGUGCCUCUUAUGCCGACGGUGCUGCCGGUGCCAAGGUCGUGCUGGCCGCCGACCGCGACUCGCCGCGCCGCCGUGCCACUGCCGCCGCUGAGGCACAGGCUGCUGCCGCCGCCCAACUGCCUCCGAUGCGCCUGGCGCCCAUCUACCCGACGACGACGACGAGUGCGGUGCUCGACGUGCCCACCAAGGUGCCUGGCCCGGCGGUCAAUGUCGUGCCGCAGGCUCGUCCAUGGCAGUCCGAGGGCGGCCCGGUCGCCUACCCAGCCCCCACGGGCACCGCCGAGAGCCCGACACCCGCGUCGGCGCACACGUUCAAGGCGCAGCAGACCGGUCCUGCCGGCUGGCAGCUCGUCUCCAAGAGCGGCGGCAAGGCGGCCUACAAGCUCAACACCGGUCCGCCGGGCCUCAUCCUCAAGUCCAACAAUCCCUCGUACGGGCCGGGCGAGGUGCGCGCCGACCUCGUCAAGAUCAUGAAGUGGGCGUACGACGACGGCAACCUCACGCCCGACGAGAUGGACGAGACGACGGCGGCCAUCAUGAGCGCCGCCCAGCGCUACUAUCCCGACGUGCCCACGCGCGCCAUGUGCCGCAUCAUCAUGGCCGACAUCAAGGCCGAGAGCGACUUCAACCCGCGCCAGCGCUCGCCCGGCCGUCUCGACUCCGGCGAUGCCCUGGGCCUCAUGCAGAUCUCGCUCGGCACCGACGAGCUGCCGCUGUGGCAGCAGCACGCGCGCGUCUCCAAUAACACCUGGAGCUGGGCCUUCCCCGCCGCCGGCGGCGACAACGGCAUCCUCUACGACUGGCCGACGGGCAAGCAGAUGCGCCUCGGCACACUGCAGGAGGAGGACCUCUUCCGUCCCUGGCUCAACAUCCACCUCGCCAGCUGGAUCCAGAGCAACCUGGCGCGCACGUCGAGCAACGACCCGUACUACUGGGACGGCAUCCUCGCCGCGACGAAGAGCGGCAACAAGGCCGCCACGGACGCGGCGCUUGUUGGCACGGGUCUCUCGCGCACGCCGCUCACCGGCCUCGGCUCCUGGGUCGCCGGCCCCGCAUCGAGCGGGCCCGGCGGCUACGACCAGGUCGCAGACGAGAUCUCCGGCCAGUACUUCGACGCCAUCCUCGAGGGCGUGAGUGUGCUGUACGGCAAGCGCAUGGGCACCGACUGGCUCGACAGCUGGACUCUCACCGCCGGCCUCGUCGACUACCGCUGAGCUCCCGCGCCCGUCUGCCGGUCCUCUUCUCGCUGCCUCGCGACCGUCUCCUCCUCAUCCUGUAUCCAUACCACCUACACGUACGCCUUCCAUGGCCCGCACGCAAUACACAUACUAGCGCGCA